Messenger RNA from Lytechinus pictus (painted urchin), 2841 nucleotides. Its product is annotated as ankyrin repeat domain-containing protein 13D-like. NCBI's taxonomy places the organism in Eukaryota, Metazoa, Echinodermata, Echinoidea, Temnopleuroida, Toxopneustidae. The transcript is spliced from 11 exons. Bases 361 to 2022 code for a protein of 553 amino acids. Gene Ontology annotation, cellular component: cytoplasm. The record is from RefSeq and is a predicted model, not a curated record.
GAUGAAAUCAAAUGUAUAGCAGUCACAUAACACAAAAUCAACUGUAACAGUGUUUCUACAUGAUCUCAUCCUCUGCAGAAUGAUAAAGAAAAGAAAGACCCGCGGGGUAGGACACCCCUCCAUCUCGCUGUUACCCUGGGACAUAUAGAAUGUGUUAGAGUCUUACUAAGAUAUGAUGCAGAUGUUACACUUCAAAACAAAGGAGGAUGGACUGUGAUCCAGGAAGCCACCAGUACUGGGGAUCCAGAACUUGUCCAGUUGAUCCUCCAGCAUAGAGAUCAUCAGAGAGCCACAGCUCGGAUAGGAGGGAUUCCUGAACUUCUAGAAAAGCUUAGACAAGCUCCAGACUUCUAUGUUGAAAUGAGAUGGGAAUUUACAAGUUGGGUUCCUCUGAUGUCAAGGAUGUGUCCCAGUGAUACUUAUCGUGUGUGGAAGAGUGGUCCAAACGUUAGGAUUGAUACAACCCUCAUUGGUUUUGAUAAUAUGAACUGGGUCAGAGGUAGCAGGAGUUAUGUCUUCAAGAAUGAAGAUCGGAACCAGUUUGAGUUUAUGGAGAUAGACCAUGAUGCAAAGGUAGUUUACUCUGAGAUGUUAGAGCUUCAGGCUCACCAUGACGUAUCUAGGAUGCAACCUUCAGAGAAUGCUAUAGCCCAAAGACUCACCUCACCAGUCUCUAAUACUUACAUAGAUACAGAGAAAAUAGAAUUCACCAGAACAAAGGCUGGUAUUUGGGGCUGGAGGCAUGACAAGGUUGAAUCUAUCAAUGACUACGAAUGUAAAGUAUUCACCGCCAACAAUGUACAACUCGUUACUAAAAACAGAACAGAACACCUAACAAAAGAAGACAAAGAUAAAGUCAAAGCUGAUGGUCCUGCAUUCUCCUCCCCUCUGCAAUCAUUACUAGGUGUAGUAGAGCAACAAGAACAGGAAGCAGGAGGUGCGGGGCUCAAUGUAACCCAGUCUGGAACCCUCACCAACCCCACCGACAUCAAACCGGAGGAAUACUUCAAUGAGAGGAUCCCCCUUGAAGGCAGGGACAUCGGCCGGCCCAAGGAGGUCACCACCAAGGUGCAGAAGUUCCGGGCCACCCUGUGGCUAUCAGAGAACCACCCCUUGUCCCUCCAGGAGCAGGUCUUGCCCAUCAUAGACCUGAUGGCCAUCAGUAAUGCCCACUUUGCCAAGCUCAGGGAUUUCAUCACCCUGCAGCUACCUGCAGGAUUUCCUGUCAAGAUUGAAAUCCCUCUCUUCCAUGUCAUCAAUGCAUGUGUGACAUUUGGAAACCUUUAUGCCAAGAAGCAGCCUGUUACGGGUGUAUCCAAUGAGGUCAUAGAGAUCUUGUCUGAGGAACCCCUUCCAGCAGCAAGUGAGGAUCUGUUGGAGGAUGAAGGAGCUUCUCCCAAACCACUUCCCCCUGCCACUAUCUGUGUUGUUGAUCCACAUGUCUUUGAUAUACCCGGAGGUUACUCAAAGUAUAGAUCUGGGGAGAGUCAGGUUAGGUAUGGUGAGGAUGAGCUCCUACAGCUAGCCAUACAACAGAGUCUUCUAGAGCAACAGCAACAAACCAACAAUCAAGACGAGGUUGGUUUUAUUGAUGCUCUAGGUGAAACAGAAAAUCUACAGUCGAUUGAAGACAAACUCUUAGAAAGGGCAAUUCAAGAGAGCCUUCUUCUAUCUCAAACAGACGAGAGCAACAAUGCAUCCGGGGACCAACCCUCAUCGAUAUCCCAUGCCUCCUCGAAUCAUACUGGGGCUACUGUCCCAUCUCAGUUACCCCCAGGGGCUUCACUCCCACCCCAACCAUCCCCAGGGGCCAACACCACCACCACCAAACCCCCCAUCACUACCUCACCGCUACCAGCCCGUCCUGCUCCAAUCGGUUGCGAGUUCUCUGGCAACAGGGGUGAUGAACUGAGACUGGCCUUGGAGCUAUCUGAGAGGGAGAGACUGGAGGCUGAUAGGAGGAGGCAGGAGGAGGACGAAGAGCUGCAGAGGAUACUCCAGCUAUCCCUGACGGAGAAAUGACAUCCAAAUAGGUUGAACGAACUCUCUUCUCCCAAAUGGAUAAGGCUCUAGUGUUGUGAUGGUUGAUCCAGUUACUCAUGAUGGAAUCCUCCCCCUCUGCUGUUGACAACUAUAUACUUCUUUUCCUGUCCAAAAUGCUACUUUGGACCCAGCUACAUGUAUCACACAAUUGAAUUGAACAGGAAGAUUUCCUUGGUAUCAAGUUUGAUAAAAGGGAAAUGAAAUGAAGGCUUGACAUUUUUAAAGUUACAAUUUUGUUGUGCCACAUCCGAACAGCUCCCCCAUAUUUUAUGUAAUAUAAAUUCAGUCUAUUGCCAUAUUAUGAAUGCUUUAUUAUUAUUGAUUUAUUUUAUUUCAUAUAUAUGUGUGUAUGAAGUUAUGGGUGAGCUCAUGUAUUUAAAGCACAGGCAAUUUUUUAUUUUCAGAGCAAAUGGCAAUUUUUUAAAUGUAAAUUACAUGACAUAUAGGGGAGGUACUCGAAUGUAACAUCACAAAACUCUUGUUUAUUUCCUGUGAUAGAUUCAUUACUUCAUUACUAUAUUUCUUUAAUUUUUCUAUACAUUUAUUCAUGUCAUCAGGGUUAACUUCCUGUUUAUGUUUCUGGUUGUAACCCUAAUUGUUCCUUGUGUUGGGAUGUCUUUCUUCGUCAUUGGCACUGUUAUGUUAAUUCAGUAUCAUGCACCAACCCUAAUACUGUUGUUGAAGAUAGCUGGCAUCAGAGACACAUUUGACCAGGAAGAUGUGAUGCACCACAUAUGUAGCGAUUGAGAUGGUGCAGUCAAAUUUGCUCUAAUAAUAUCUAGCUUUGUCUUAGGCAUG